Eimeria mitis is the source of this 402-nucleotide messenger RNA. RefSeq lists its product as uncharacterized. Lineage: Eukaryota; Apicomplexa; Conoidasida; Eucoccidiorida; Eimeriidae. The record is from RefSeq and is a predicted model, not a curated record. Bases 1 to 402 code for a protein of 133 amino acids. The transcript is spliced from 2 exons.
AUGCACCGCAUCGAACUCGUCCCCAGCUCAGCCUCAAGCGUUGUUCCACGGUACAGGCGACCCCCGCAUAUGGAAGAGGAAAUUGAGCGGCAGGCAGACGAACUUCUGAAAAAGGGCAAGGUUCAGCUGUCAACUAGCGCCUUUGGACACAAUCCCGUGCUGGCGAAGAAAAAGGAAGGCAGUUGGCGCGUGUGUGUGGACUUCAAGCCCCUCAACAAGAUUACAGUGAAGCAGAAGUUUCCGAUGCCCAGAGUGGACGAAAUCCUUCACCGCUUACAGCGUUCGGCGGUGUACUCACCAUUUGACUUCGCUGAGGCCUUCUUGCAGAUCCCUAUUCACCCGGAGGACAGGCACAAAACGGCGUUCCACACCCGCACUCGCAAGCUGCAGUACACUUCCUAA